UUGAACCCUUAGGUACACAAUGGCUGCGUUCGAUGCACUGACCAAUCUUAUACAAACAAUACAUGAUCCACCCCAAACCUUUGUCCUUCAGUCCCACGUUUCAAACCAUUCUUGGCAGGUCAAGCUCUUUCUGAUCGCCUCUGAGCUAAAAUGCUUUGCCUCCGCUAAGCAUGAGGAGAUUUCUAGAGACCGUAAACUAGUUGCAGGAGACAAAGAAGCGGCAUUCAAUGAUUGGAAGACAUUGGCGGAGUUCAUCCGUUCAAAGAUUCUUGGGGGGGACUUGCAUGUAGCGAAGUGGGGAACAUCGAAGGUUGAAAUCAUCAUUGACCCUGGUCGUCAAUCAUCCUUGACAAUCCCGGUGACGGCGCUAGAUGAAAGCGAUGCAACGGGCAUGGUGACUGACUUGAUCUAUCUGGUGGCCAAUGACGCCAGGGAGAACCGUCGUUGUGCCUUGAUACCGCCCUGCCAUCCUUUGGAGGAUGUCGAAACACCCUCACCAUCCACCUUGAGAAUUGUUAAAUCGAUAAGAGAUCAACCUCAAAUCGAUAACCCAUCGACAGAUGAAGUUCAGCAGAAAGAGCUGACUAAGUUGAAGAAGGCGGAACUGGCUGCGAAAGAAGAUGAGCUUGCCCAAGAGAAGGCCAGGCCGAAAGUAGAAAACACCCGACCUGUUGCAGUCCCACCCAAAGCCGUAGCAGGCGCCUCUACUGCGAUGCCGGGUCAUGCGAGGCGGGUAAUCAAACGUGCGCAAUUUUCGGAUGAAGAGGAGGACGAGGAACCCCCGAAGGGAAAGCUUCCCGCCCCUGCCAGCAAGGGGAUUGGGAAGAAUCCCGAUGUUGCCAGCGAUGCAGCCGAGAAAGGGAAACAGAGGAAGCACCCUCCGCCGCAUGGGACUAGGAUCGUAAAGCGAGCGGAAUUUGAGGAUGACAAUGACGAGGAUGAGGAGGCGGCGUUAGCGAUGCAACAAAAACCCUCUUCCUCGGCUCGUGCCGCAGCUCAAGCGGCUCCAACCAGUCAGACCAAGACAAAGCCGAAGUCUCCACCUCCACCUCGGAAGCGGGUUAUCCGCAGAGCGGAUUUUGAGGACGAUGAAGACGAAGAUGAAGACGUGCCUAUUGUCAAGAAGAGGAGGAAUUAAAUAUAUCAGACGGGACGUUUAGAUUGUUCUAAUCUAAGCUCUAUGUUGCACGAU
Messenger RNA from Dacryopinax primogenitus, 1192 nucleotides. RefSeq lists its product as uncharacterized. The record is from RefSeq and is a predicted model, not a curated record. NCBI's taxonomy places the organism in Eukaryota, Fungi, Basidiomycota, Dacrymycetes, Dacrymycetales, Dacrymycetaceae. The coding region runs from base 20 to 1138 and encodes 372 amino acids. The transcript is spliced from 7 exons.